AUGUCGUGUCCGGUAUUUAUAUUCUGCGACAAUGGCAAUACCCAGUGGCCAAUUUUUUUCAUUGCGUGUGACAAGAUUUGUCAUUUUCCCCCUCAAACCUACACCCCUACACCUCAAAUGUUGACUAAAUCCACUAUAUUACGGUCCCAAGUGGCUCGGACAUUAACUAAAUCACAAAAUGCUAUCACUAAAUCAACUUCAACCCAAUAUCGAGGUUUUACCUCCAUGUCACAGUUGAUGGCUCCACCAUCGGCAACUUCAGCUUCACUCAAUUUCUUUCAAAACAAAUCAUUACCUGCCAACACAGUAGUCAAGUUUGUUCCUCAACAACAAGCAUGGAUUGUUGAAAGAAUGGGUAAAUUUCAUCGUAUAUUACCACCAGGUUUGGCUAUCUUGAUUCCAUUAUUAGACCGAAUCACCUAUGUUCAAUCAUUGAAGGAAUCAGCCAUUGAAAUCCCAACUCAAAGUGCCAUUACAUCAGAUAAUGUAUCAUUAGAGCUAGAUGGUGUCCUUUAUGUCAAAGUUGUUGAUCCAUAUAAAGCCAGUUAUGGAGUUGAAGAUUUCCAAUUUGCCAUUAGUCAAUUGGCUCAAACGACAAUGAGAUCAGAAAUUGGUAAUUUGACAUUAGAUGCAGUUUUAAAAGAACGUCAACAAUUAAACACAAAUAUCAAUAAAGUCAUCAACGAAGCUGCCAUGAAUUGGGGUGUUGAAUGUUUACGUUAUGAAAUUAGAGAUAUUCAUCCACCACAAAAUGUAAUCGAGGCCAUGCAUCGUCAAGUUAGCGCUGAGCGUAGCAAGCGUGCUGAAAUUUUGGAAUCUGAAGGUAAUAGACAAAGUAAGAUAAAUAUAAGUGAAGGUGAAAAACAAAGUAUAAUCUUACAAUCAGAAGCUGAAAAACAAGAACAAAUUAAUUUGGCAUUGGGUGAAGCCGAACAAAUUAAAUUGAAAGCUGAAGCUACUGCUAUUGGUAUUAAGCGCAUUGCUCAAGCUAUUAAGGAAACUCCUGGUGGUGAAUCAGCAGUUAAUUUACAAGUUGCUCAAGAGUAUAUUAAAGAGUUUGGUAAAUUGGCUAAAGAAUCAAACACUGUGGUUAUACCUUCGAAUGUUGGUGAUAUUUCCAGCUUUAUGGCUCAAGGGUUGUCCAUUUAUAAGAACUUGAAUAAGGAAGGGAAGUAG
Lodderomyces orthopsilosis Co 90-125 is the source of this 1176-nucleotide messenger RNA. It is a transcript of the gene SLP2, whose product is annotated as Slp2p. The coding region runs from base 1 to 1176 and encodes 391 amino acids. Gene Ontology annotation, cellular component: membrane. The transcript has a single exon. Lineage: Eukaryota; Fungi; Ascomycota; Pichiomycetes; Serinales; Debaryomycetaceae. The record is from RefSeq and is a predicted model, not a curated record.